AUGUUGCACCACUUGCACCCCAAGGGUGCCCAUAACUCUCCACGGAGAUCAAGCAAGGCAGUGUCAUUGGGGACAGCCAAUGCGGACCGGAAACGAAGAGCCUCGUCUUCGGUGUCCAGUGUCUCGUCGGUUUCAUCGCUCGAUGACCUAAGUGAAGACGCAAAUGAUUCGGAAGAAGAUGCUGAUGAUGAAGAGGAACGGCCGUCUGUUCGCGCCCCGUCUUAUGGACGCCGUGACAAGGCCCAUAAGACGGGGCCCAAGCCUGCUAAGAAAGCGAAGAAGAUGAGAAUGACACUGGAUGAUGAUUUUGAUGGCGACUACGACGACUCGUUUGAGAGCUCGGAUGAUGUUUACGCUGCUGUUGACUACAUCAGUGAUGGUGAUGAUGAAGAGCAGGACGUGGAGAAGCUCGAGGAGUUGCUUAUCGUAGAGUCCGAAAAAGAAGAUCGUGUCGGUGGCAUGUUCUCCGCCCCUGAGUCGAGCAGCACCAACGACUGGGCCGGCUCCGGUGGGUUUGGUGAUCACAUGCUUCUGUCGACGGCCUCGUUCUUUGAUGAGGACCAGCUUUAUGGUGCCAUGGAGAACUUUGGCGAGACCGACUUGGCCAGUGAAACCGCUGUGGAGACACCCAUGCAGCGUCGUGUUCACUUUGAAGAGCACUCCGACUCCUCAUCUGACAGUGACUCGCACACGGAUGAUGAGAUCCCCGGGGACUUCCUCCAGCAGGAUAGCUUGGAUCCCCAAUUACGUCGUAUGAUCGAAAGCGACAACGAGAACUCCCGUCACAACCGCCGUCAGUCCGAUGAGAUGUUUGCAGACUCGGAUUAUGGCCAUUCGAACAUCUACCACGUCGAGUCCGAUGCUCAUUCGGAGAAAUCCGAGUCGAGUGGCUAUGAGACCGAUGAUGGUGAAACCACAGACGAAGACCUCCCUCCUCCCGCUACCAUCACACACCCACGGUCCAUCCUCCGCCGUGACUCCUCUGCUUCAUUGGCUCCCCCCUCUGAUGAAAAGAGUGAGCCCGCCUCUCGCCGGCGUGGCCCGGUCAUGGGAACAUUUGUUGCCGACCCUAACAAGCCAGUUGCCCUGGUGGACUGCACUGGCAAGCACCUGGUAAUCAUCCCUGCGUACGCUUCUUCUCGCCAUGAUUGGCUUGAAUCCGCCACAAAUAGUAUCAGCGGCACUGCCAACAACAGCCCGCGUGCGACCACUAUGCAUCUUAUUGAUGAAAGUGACACGGAUGCUUUGGCAUCUCCGAACCAUGCUGAUUUCAGCCCCAUGCUGGCCUCCAGUGCCAACCUGAUGAUGACCGCUCUUGGAAAUGACAUUGCUCCGGGCGGUCAGGUCAUGGGCCCCCCUGAAGCUUUCUACCCAUCCCGGGACUUUGCCAUUGACAGCUCCUUUGAGGAUGAUGACGACGAGGACCCAGAGUCGGCCUUGAAUGUCGAUGACUUUAUUGAUUUUGGCGAUGGUUCAUCGGAUGAGGAGAGUGACUCGAAGCCCUUUGAGGAUGACGCACUCGCCUCUCCUAUGGCUCCUGCACCUAUGCAGCCAGCGGCCGGCACCCCUACUCCUAACCGAUUCGGAGAAGCCCAACCGGAAACUAGUGCCGAGCGCUUCCUGAACCAUCUUGACCGGGGCAUUGUGACAGCGUUCCGUCGCAACCACAACCGAUACCAGGCGCUGCUGCGUCUCCCCCAGCAUCGCGAAUUCAUGCCGGCCAAUUCUCCCUCCCGACCGGCUAGUGUGUUUAGACAUGCCAGACACGCUGACCAGCGUACACCUACACGGAAGCGUAAAGCCAACGGGUACGCGGGCGGCGAGGCAGUCCGACGAAAGCUUAUGGAUGCGCAGCGACGCAGCCAGCUUCCUUUCUAA
Messenger RNA from Aspergillus wentii DTO 134E9, 1878 nucleotides. RefSeq lists its product as uncharacterized. The record is from RefSeq and is a predicted model, not a curated record. The coding region runs from base 1 to 1878 and encodes 625 amino acids. The transcript is spliced from 2 exons. NCBI's taxonomy places the organism in Eukaryota, Fungi, Ascomycota, Eurotiomycetes, Eurotiales, Aspergillaceae.